AUGUGUACCAGUCUGGUGUUUAACCCUUACCCCAGUCUGGUGUUCAACCCUUACCCCAGUCUGGUGUUCAAACCUUACCCCAGUCUGGUGUUUAACCCUUACCCCAGUCUGGUGUUCCACCCUUACCCCAGUCUGGUGUUCCACCCUUACCCCAGUCUGGUGUUCCACCCUUACCCCAGUCUGGUGUUCCACCCUUACCCCAGUCUGGUGUUUAACCCUUACCCCAGUCUGGUGUUUAACCCUUACCCCAGUCUGGUGUUUAACCCUUACUCCAGUCUGGUGUUCCACCCUUACCCCAGUCUGGUGUUCCACCCUUACCCCAGUCUGGUGUUCAAACCUUACUCCAGUCUGUAUGGUGUUCAAACCUUACCCCAGUCUGGUGUUCAACCUUACCCCAGUCUGGUGUUCAAACCUUACACCAGUCUGGUGUUCAACCCUUACUCCAGUCUGGUGUUCCAACCUUACCCCCGUCUGGUGUUUAAUCCUUACUCCAGUCUGGUGUUCAACCCUUACCCAAGUCUGGUGGUGUUCCAGCCUUACCCCAGUCUGGUGGUGUUCCAUCCUUACUCCAGUCUGGUGUUUAACCCUUACCCCAGUCUGGUGUUUAACCCUUACUCCAGUCUGGUGUUCCACCCUUACCCCAGUCUGGUGUUCAAACCUUACCCCAGUCUGGUGUUACACCCUUACCCCAGUCUAAUGUUCAUUCAUUACCCCAGUCUGGUGUUCCACCCUUACCCCAGUCUGGUGUUCCAUCCUUACCCCAGUCUGGUGUUACACCCUUACCCCAGUCUAAUGUUCAUUCAUUACCCCAGUCUGGUGUUCCACCCUUACCCCAGUCUGGUGUUCCAUCCUUACCCCUGUCUGGUGUUUAACCCUUAUCCCUGUCUGGUGUUCCACCCUUACCCCAGUCUAGGGCCCUAA
Molecule: messenger RNA, 921 nt
Organism: Oncorhynchus kisutch (coho salmon)
Lineage: Eukaryota; Metazoa; Chordata; Actinopteri; Salmoniformes; Salmonidae
Product: deleted in azoospermia protein 2-like
Exons: 2
Coding region: 1-921 (306 amino acids)
Source: RefSeq, a predicted model, not a curated record